Topomyia yanbarensis is the source of this 566-nucleotide messenger RNA. Its product is annotated as C-type lectin 37Db-like. Gene Ontology annotation, molecular function: carbohydrate binding. Gene Ontology annotation, biological process: biological process involved in interspecies interaction between organisms. The coding region runs from base 8 to 544 and encodes 178 amino acids. Gene Ontology annotation, cellular component: external side of plasma membrane. The transcript has 3 exons. NCBI's taxonomy places the organism in Eukaryota, Metazoa, Arthropoda, Insecta, Diptera, Culicidae. The record is from RefSeq and is a predicted model, not a curated record.
CAAAGAAAUGGACUUGCACACGUUUCUGCUAGCUUUCGCAACAUUCAUUCUGACUGGUACGAUCAACAGUUCAAAUGCUGAAAUUUUUGGAAAUCAAACAGUGAGAGAUAUUUUAAUCAAAAACAGAUGUUUAUGUCCCUGUGGACCUUCAACGUUAGACAGUUGGAAAAGUUUCCUCAUACCCUUCAGUGAAGGUACCUGGUUCGAAGCCAUUUCCUAUUGCAAUGAGAUGGGUAUGUCGAUAGUGCAGAUCCGGAACAAGCACGAUAGUAAAGAACUUCAGGAUUGGCUCAACGGGCAGGAAUACGAACAGGGUGAAAGUUUUUGGAUCGGUGCUAAUGAUCUAGCAAGGGCCGGAAUUCAUCGCUGGGGUUUAACCAAUAAACAGGUGAAGUUUGAGGAGUGGGCUACAGGUGAACCGAACGGUGCAAACAUUCGUGGAGAAAUUGAACACUGUGUUCAACUGGUGACGGAUACGAUGAAAUGGAAUGAUGCUGUGUGCUCGAAAAAACUUAAAUUUAUUUGUGAACGGUUUGUCCAGUAGAAUAAAAUUUAUUUUCUUUUAA